This is a messenger RNA of Rubroshorea leprosula, 880 nucleotides long. Lineage: Eukaryota; Viridiplantae; Streptophyta; Magnoliopsida; Malvales; Dipterocarpaceae. The record is from the annotation of a GenBank genome assembly.
AGUUUUAGUCCCUGUAAACCUCUCAAUAUCUUCUUUUUUACUUCACAUAAAAGCAAUAAUAUGGAAGGCGAAAAGUGUAGCCCAUGGCCAUUCAGAAUCAAGCUCACAAUGGAUCAUUUGCGGUGGGAUAGCCUCAAGAUUUCGCCCUUAAAGGAAUUUGAGGAACAGAUUAUAUCAAUCCUUGAGGAAGAUAACCGGAAAGCACUAGAUGCAGGCAGGCCUAUUCAGGUACAGAUAUAUGAUAUUGAUACAAAUGAAACACAUGAGGUCAAUUUGGUAAAGAAGCAGGCCUUUUGGUUUGAACCCUUUCCUGAUAUUGGGCAGAAACCAGAAAAGAGAAAGGGAGAAGAGUUUGCUUAUUCUCUUGAACCAUUCAAGCAUAUUGCAAAGAAAAGAGAUCUCAGUCGUGGAAUGGAGAUUGGUUUUCGCCAGUCUGAUGCCAAAACCAGCAACAAACUUGAAUUCCCAAUUUUAUAUGCAGCCAAGUUGCACUUGAGGAGUUGGGAGGAUGCUGCAGGAAAAGAAAGAACCCAACCCAAACUGUCUGGGUUAAAAAGUGAAGAGAAACUGAGUUUUGCUUAUUGCAGGAGGCUGUUGGGUCAUGAAAGGUGCUAAAGAGGGAAAAACAAAGUAGUCGCUGCCAUAUUUUGUUUUUGGCCUUUCAAAUAUUUUCCCUCCCUGUUUAGUACAGAUAUGCCCUGCUCUCCGUAUGAAAUAUAUACCAACCUAGUUUCAAGAUGGGAAGAGCAUUCGCUUCAUAAUGGCUAAUAGUGGCAUGAGGUUCUUGUUGAUAUUUGAAAUAUUGUAUUUAUUGCUUUUUUUAAUGUGAUGGGCUGGAAUAUUCUUUACAUUUUGGAUUUAAUAAAAUUUGCAUUUAAAA